AUGAGGACAUUUUUAGACACCAGUCUCCUCUCGUUAAUGUUGUUCUCCUGCUUUAACUCUGAUGUGUCCUCCUCUCUUUAUUCUUCCUCUUGUCAGUUACAGAAACAGUUUGAUCUAAAUGGGAUGAACAAACCUGGAGAUGUGAUUCUUGGUGGAAUUUUCAAACUUCACUUCUUCCCAGUUUAUCCUGACCUGUCUUUUACCUCAGAGCCACAACAACCUUCCUGCUAUGGCUUUAGUGUUGUAGGAUUCAGGCUGGCUCAGACCAUGACCUUUGCUAUUGAUGAGAUCAACAGAAACUCCAACCUGCUGCCUAAUGUGACUCUGGGAUACAGUCUGUAUGAUAACUGUGUCCAACUAGGAAUUUCAUUUCGUGCAGCACUGACCUUAGUCAGUGGUCAAGAAGAGCAAGUUACAUUAGAGGAGAACUGUGUAGGAACUCCUCCAGUCCUAGGGAUUGUGGGUGAAUCUUCCUCGACUCGUACUAUUGCAAUAUCCACAGUCUUAAGUUCGUACAGAGUGCCUCUGGUGAGUUAUUUUGCCACAUGUUCCUGCCUGAGUGAUCGACAAAAGUUUCCAUCUUUCUUUAGGACGAUCCCGAGUGAUGCUUUUCAGGUGAAUGCUAUGAUUCAGAUUCUAAAACACUUUGGUUGGACUUGGGCAGGUCUGAUCAUCAGUGAUAAUGAUUAUGGAGUCCACGCUGCCCGAUCCCUUCACUCUGAUCUGGGUCCAGCUGGUGGAGGUUGUCUGGCUUACACAGAGAUUUUGCCCCGCGUUUACAACCCUGAUGAACUAAAGAGAAUAGUGGAUGUGAUGAGAAAAUCUACAGCUCGAGUUGUUAUUUUGUUUGCACAUGAGAGUCACGUGAUUAACCUCAUGAAAGAGGUGAAUCAGUUUUGGGAACACACAUUUCAGUGUAGAUUUGCACCACCUCCAGCAGGUUGGGUGGAAGCUGGAAGAGAAUUAUGCACUGGACAGGAAGUUAUAGAGAAUGUGGAGACUGAGUUCCUGGAUGUUUCAAACCUCAGACCAGAGUAUAAUGUGUAUAAGGCUGUGUACGCUCUGGCGUAUGCUCUUGAUGACAUGCUGCAGUGUGAGCCAGGGAGAGGACCUUUCAGCAACAACACCUGUGCUCAUUUACAAAGACUGGAGCCAUGGCAGCUUAUGCAUUACUUGGAAAAAGUCAAUUUCACAACAACAUUUGGUGAUCGAGUGUCAUUUGAUGAAAAUGGUGAUGCCUUACCUGUAUAUGACAUCAUGAACUGGGUGUGGCUCCCUGAUGGAAGAACUAAAGUUCAGAGAGUGGGUGAGGUUAAGAGGUUAGCCUUCAAAGGUGAAGAACUCACACUGGAUGAAGGCAAAAUCUUCUGGAACUUUGAAUCCAAACAGCCUCCUCAGUCAGUGUGCAGUGAGAGUUGUCCUCCAGGUACCCGCAUGGCCAGAAAGAAGGGGGAACCUGAGUGUUGUUUUGACUGUGUCCCUUGUUCUGAGGGAAAGAUCAGCAAUACAACUGACUCCAUGGAGUGCACCAGUUGUCCAGAAGAUUUCUGGUCCAGCCCGCAGCGUGACCACUGUGUUCCUAAGAAAACAGAGUUCCUCUCCUACCAUGAACCUCUGGGUAUCUGCUUGACAACCACUUCACUGUUGGGCACAUUUAUCUGUGUUGUUGUUCUGGGCAUCUUCAUCCAUCAUCACAGGACACCUAUAGUUCGUGCCAACAAUUCAGAACUCAGUUUUCUUCUCUUGGUUUCACUCAAAUUGUGUUUCCUAUGCUCGUUGCUCUUCAUUGGACGACCCAGAUUAUGGACUUGCCAAAUAAGACAUGCAGCAUUUGGCGUCAGCUUUGUGCUUUGUGUCUCAUGUAUCCUGGUGAAAACCAUGGUGGUUCUUGCUGUGUUCAGGGCCUCCAAACCAGGAGUUGAGUCCAGUCUCAAGUGGUUUGGUGCUGUGCAGCAGAGAGGGACAGUUCUGGUUCUGACUUCUGUUCAAGCAGCAAUCUGCACUGCCUGGCUUGUCUCUGCUUCACCAAUGCCUCAUAAAAACACCCAGUAUCACAGUGACAAGAUAGUCUAUGAGUGUGCAGUUGGGUCCACAGUUGGUUUUGCAGUUUUACUUGGUUAUAUUGGUUUACUGGCUGUCCUCAGUUGUUUGUUAGCUUUUCUAGCAAGGAAUCUUCCAGACAGUUUCAAUGAGGCCAAACUCAUCACUUUCAGCAUGUUGAUCUUCUGUGCAGUGUGGGUGGCCUUUGUCCCUGCUUACGUCAGCUCACCAGGCAAAUAUGCAGAUGCAGUGGAGGUAUUUGCCAUCCUGGCCUCCAGUUUUGGCCUCUUGACGGCACUGUUUGGACCCAAAUGUUACAUAAUCCUGUUGAGACCAGAGAGAAACACAAAGAAAGCCAUUAUGGGUCGAGGCACUGACACUUAAAACCAGCAAAAUAGAGAAAGUUUUCACAAAACAAUAAUUCAGGUGUAGAAUCUUUUAAUUAUGAUGUUAAUGUUAUGUGAAAAAACGUGAGUGUAAAUACAGUAACUGAUAGUGACUACUUUAUGUACACAUUUAAUGUAGAGUUACAUUAGAGCCAGACAUCUUAGUCUAGACUUGGCAUGUAUUUUUAAUCCAUGACAAAGUCAAAAAGAGAGUCCACAAUUUUUUAUCUCAAUGUGAAUUCUAUUAAACCUAAACUUUUUCCAUUGUGUCUGUGUGAUAUUGAUCCAUACAAGCGCGUUGGGUGAAGAUGACUAUUGUCCUUGGUUUUAAUGCUGAUAGAGAUUAUUGUGCCAAUGCCUUAAUAAAGUAAUUUUUCUUAUUCA
Solea solea (common sole) is the source of this 2810-nucleotide messenger RNA. RefSeq names its product extracellular calcium-sensing receptor-like. Gene Ontology annotation, molecular function: G protein-coupled receptor activity. The coding region runs from base 1 to 2424 and encodes 807 amino acids. Gene Ontology annotation, biological process: G protein-coupled receptor signaling pathway. The record is from RefSeq and is a predicted model, not a curated record. Gene Ontology annotation, cellular component: membrane. Lineage: Eukaryota; Metazoa; Chordata; Actinopteri; Pleuronectiformes; Soleidae. The transcript has 8 exons.